AUGCCACCUCGUCUUCAUCCGCGCUCACGAUUUACCUCUUCCCUCUUCGCGGGCACACUCUUUGCCAGUUUUUUCGUCGUGGCUCUCCCGCAUGUUCUGCCCUGUCCGGCGCCGCGCGUCGCAUAUGCGGAUGAUGGGUCGGGAUCACAGAGGCCGAGGAGGAGAAGGAGGAAAUGUCCUGUUGAUGAGGUGGGAGGAGGUGAACACGAAGAGGGGCAGGGCCAGAGGGAGAGGCGGGAGCAAUUGAAGGUUGAGGAGAGGCAAAUGGAAGCGAAAAGUGAAUAUAAGGAUUUCAAUGCAAAGAUACGAGAGGAGGUGGGUGAGGAGAGGGAAUUGGAUGAUGUGGAGGAAAUAGAAGGGGGAAGGAUCUCUACGAAGAGGGAAUGUCCGGUGCCGAAACCUGGAGGGAUUGUAGGGGGGAUUUUGGGCUUCAAGUCGAGUGUUGAUGGGAAGGGCUCGAAACCACCUUGA
Messenger RNA from Sclerotinia borealis F-4128, 471 nucleotides. NCBI's taxonomy places the organism in Eukaryota, Fungi, Ascomycota, Leotiomycetes, Helotiales, Sclerotiniaceae. The record is from the annotation of a GenBank genome assembly.